This is a messenger RNA of Ichthyophthirius multifiliis, 974 nucleotides long. Its product is annotated as WD40 repeat protein. Gene Ontology annotation, molecular function: ubiquitin binding. Gene Ontology annotation, cellular component: nucleus; cytoplasm. NCBI's taxonomy places the organism in Eukaryota, Ciliophora, Oligohymenophorea, Hymenostomatida. The record is from RefSeq and is a predicted model, not a curated record. The transcript is spliced from 6 exons. Gene Ontology annotation, biological process: proteasome-mediated ubiquitin-dependent protein catabolic process; ubiquitin recycling.
AUGAAUUUUUUAAUAACCGGUGGUGCAUUUGAUAAAUUAAUAAAAGUUUGGGAUAUCAAUACACACAAGCUUUUAUUUUAACUUAAAGGUCAUGAUUAAGGCGUAUGGGAUUUACAUAAAUUUUCUGGUUUAGACCUUGUUGUAAGUGCAGGAAUGGAUAAAUCUAUAAAAAUUUGGAAUGCCAAAAAAGGAGGACCACCAUUAAGAUAAAUACCAGAUGCUCACAAAAACUGGAUUAGAGGUUUAUUGUAUAUUCCAGAAUCCGAUGGAUUAGUAGCCAGUUCUAGUUACGAUAAAACCGUAAAAGUAUGGAAUGUAUAAACAGGAGAAUUAGUUUAAGAAAUGUUAGGACAUGAAGCAGAUAUAUACGCACUUACAUAUGAGGAAACUACAAAUUAAUUAAUAUCUUGUGAUAAUAAAGGUAAUAUUUUAAGAUGGAAUUGGCUUGAAGGCUCUUUCAAAGUAGUUUAAUAAGAUUAAAGCGGUUUUUUCGCUAUCGGAAUAACUACUAUUCCUAAUUCUAAACUUAUGUUUACUGUAGGAUAUAAUUCUUUUAAUAUAUUUGCUCUUGAUAUUUCUAAAUUAAAUAAAUAACCUUUAUAUGUAAAGAAAGGACAUGCAAAUGAAACAUGGAAUGUUAAAUAUAGAAAGGGUACAGGGUUCAUAUAUUCAGGAAGUACUGAUUAUUCAGUGAAAAAAUGGAAUGUAUGUGAAUUUUUACAUGAAAUAUUUGAUUUAGAGGAAGGUAUUUGUGUAAAAGAAUGUAAAGAAGGUUAUAUUGAAAAUAGUGAUUUGAAUAUUUGUGUUAAAUAAGUUAAGAAAAGUGAAUUAUGAGAGGAAUAAUAUUAUAUUCCUUUUUAAUAAAUAUUUUAUUCUACUUGUUUUUUUUUUUUUUUUUGAGAUUUAAUAUUAUAAUUAUUAUUUUUAUUAAUAAUUGUGCAUUUUUAUUUUAUUUUUUAUGUUGAAAAAUACAU